Funneliformis mosseae is the source of this 618-nucleotide messenger RNA. The record is from the annotation of a GenBank genome assembly. Lineage: Eukaryota; Fungi; Glomeromycota; Glomeromycetes; Glomerales; Glomeraceae.
AUGCAUCCUAUUCAAACGAACCUCGUUACAACAUCCACUUCCAGUAUAUUAAUAUCACCAAGUUCAUCAUCAACACCUUCUCUAAAUACACCAGGUUCAAGUCCGUUACUUCGUCCAAUAUCAUCACCAAUGACCCCAAUUACACCAUUAGUAUUAAGUGGCCCUACAACUACCGGCAAUGGGACUCAUUAUGAAAAGGAUGAUUUCUUUGCCCGAGAGACUGGCUAUUUCUUUCAUAAUCAUCACGAUGAACUUUAUACUACUCAUCAUUAUUAUACUGAACAAUGUUAUAAUAAUGACUACAAUCCCAUUACUCAACCACAAGUAAAUAUAAAUGUAAAUAGUUUUUCUCCACUGUCUUCAGGUGUUACAACUCCAACAAAUACAAAUCCUUUUAGUGGUCCUAAUUUCUGCCACCAAGAAGUUGUAAAUCACAUGAAUUCAAAUGUGAUGAUGUCAUCUUACGAUGAUCAUCAUGCGCCAUCAGAUCCUAAUUCUACGUUGGAGGAUGUGUAUUAUUAUAAUCAUCAAGAUGCAAAAAUACAAAAUCAGGAUGAUGUUCAAUUUCACGAAGUGGUUACCGGUUUAAGUAAAAUGGAUAUUAUGGAUUCUCAUUAA